Messenger RNA from Fusarium sp. VM40, 1032 nucleotides. Lineage: Eukaryota; Fungi; Ascomycota; Sordariomycetes; Hypocreales; Nectriaceae. The record is from the annotation of a GenBank genome assembly.
AUGACCACUCACACAAUCCGCAAAGUCGUCUACUCUGAAUUUGGCGGCCCCUCCAACGUUAGCGUUGUCACCGCCCAAAUUCCCCCUCCCGCCAAAAAUGAAGUCCAAGUCGACGUCAUCUACGCCGGAUUUUCUGGUGCAGACAUCCAAAUGCGACUGGGCACGUACCCCCAGCAAAGAGGCGCCCCCAUGACCCCCGGCUACUGCUUUGUUGGUCGUGUCAGCGCCAAUGGCCCUAAAUCCACUAAAUUCCAGCACGGCCAGCUUGUCGGCGCCCUGAGCAUGUACGAUGCUGAGGCCCAAAAGAUCAAUAUCGCCGAAAAAUACUUGAUUGCCAUUACUGAGAACGUGGAUAUGCGCCAGGUACUUGGGGUCUUUCUUGACUGGAAUACCGCCUAUGGUCUCGUUCAUCGCGCUACGAACUUGGUCGGCAAAGGCCAGCGCGUCUUUAUUCACUCCAUGAGUGGGGCUGUUGGUUAUGCCAUCAUGACACUCUGUUUACUCGAAGGCGCCGAAGUUUACGGCACGGCCGCUGAGCGCAAUCACGCUUCCCUUCGAGAGAUGGGCGUGACGCCAUUUACCUACAAGAAUAAGGACUGGAUGACUGAAAUGAAGCAGCGCGGUGGCGCACAUGUUGUCUAUGACCCUAUCGGCUUUGAGAACUACAACGAUUCGUGGGACAUCCUCAUCACCGACGAGCCCAGCCGAGUCGUUGGAUUCGGCGGUAACAUGAAUAUCUUGCAGGGCGACGAUGCCAAGCCACGAUCGCAAUUUACGUCAAUGGCCAAGCUCCUGGCCAAGAACGGCUGUCUCUUUACAAAGAGAAGCACGGCCUUCUACUACAUUGACCGCGACCGAUCCGCUUACAACGAGGAUCUUCAAGCAGUCAUGCUCAUGCUUAUGGACGGCAAGAUUGAGGUGCCGAUUAAGAAGGUCUGGGAUCUGGAGAACAUUCGCGAGCCUCACGAGACUUGGGGUAAAGUCCCUGGAAUGGGCUCGUGUGUGGUUCGUGUCGAUCCCAACGCUCCCUAA